AUGCCGCGUCCGUGCUAUAAAGGGCCUCCGGCUGCAAAGAUGAGCUGGAUAUGCUAUUCUGGAAUCUUCCAGUUUCCCCAAAUCUUUUUCAUCCGGUUUUUCGACGCCAUGCCUUCCACACCCCCGGAUGGAGAGGGCCUGAACAUGAUGUGGUGGGCAGCCCGCCACCCACCAGCAGAUCCAACGACUUCUUUUGCAGGUCAAACAGUCCUAAUCACCGGCGCCAAUACCGGGCUAGGCUAUGAAGCGGCUCUCAAAUUCGCUGCCCUGGGUGCCUCACGCAUUAUCUUUGGGGUUCGGUCACUCCGCAAAGGUGAAGAUGCACGAGCUCAGAUAUGUCAACAAACCGGCUACGACGCGAGUAAUAUCCAGCUGUAUGAACUCGAUAUGAGCACUUUCGCUUCUGUCAAAGCUUUUGCAGAGGCUGUUGCCAAAGAACCUCGCCUGGACAUCGCAGUCCUCAACGCUGGGCUCAUGGCGACCGCUUAUCACGUCAGCCCUGAAGGAUACGAGAUGUGCCUACAAGUGAUGGUACUCUCAACCGCAUUCCUGGGAAUGCUUCUCUUAUCCCAGCUUCAAAAAUCAGCUGCGAUCUCUGGAACGCCCUCACAUCUUGAGUUUGUCGGGAGUAUUAUGGGUCGCGCUGUCAAGGCCGAUACAUUCUCGCAGACCGAUGCCAAAAUCCUGGACCAGGUCACUCAGCCUGAUUUCUUCGGGUUCCAGAAGCAGUACAAUGUUUCGAAGCUCCUGCUCUUCUAUGUUCUGGAUGGGCUGGUGGAGUCUACAAGCAGCUCGAGCGUCAUCAUCAAUACUGUUUGUCCAGGGGCUUGUCGAACCGAUCUUGGACGGAAUUUCUCGACCUGGCUAAGGAUUCCAUUGAAUCUCGUGCAAACUGUGCUUGCUCGCUCGGCCGAGGAAGGAGCCAGAACCUAUGUCAGUGGAGUGACCCUGGGUCAAGAAUCGCAUGGUCAAUUGUGGAGUGCCGACACAUUCUUCAGCAAGGGAGAGCUCGUAACAAGUCCACGAGGCAAGGCGUUGCAGAAGAAAGUAUGGAAGGAAAUUCUGGAAGUACUGCAACCACAUCUGCCUGGUCAAUGA
Messenger RNA from Penicillium subrubescens, 1098 nucleotides. RefSeq lists its product as uncharacterized. Lineage: Eukaryota; Fungi; Ascomycota; Eurotiomycetes; Eurotiales; Aspergillaceae. The transcript is spliced from 2 exons. Bases 1 to 1098 code for a protein of 365 amino acids. The record is from RefSeq and is a predicted model, not a curated record.